CGGGCGGCCAAGAUGGCUGCCGCCGCCGCAGCUGCUGCCGGGCGUCACUGGCUGAGGAGCUGCUGCCAGCUGCGGGUGCCGGUGCGAUGGAGGGGCCAGGCCACGGCCGCCGCCGUGACCCAGAGCACCAAGCCCCACGUCCAGCCCCAGGAGAGGAAACCUAAAACAGGAAUCUUGAUGCUGAACAUGGGAGGCCCAGAGCGGCUGGAUGACGUCCACGAUUUCCUGCUGCGUCUCUUCCUGGACAGAGAUCUAAUGACCCUUCCAGCUCAGAAUCAGUUAGCUCCGCUCAUCGCCAGGCGCCGCACCCCCAAAAUCCAGGAGCAGUACAGCAGGAUCGGCGGGGGCUCCCCCAUCAAGAAGUGGACGGCGGUGCAGGGAGAGGGCAUGGUGAAGCUGCUGGACAGCAUGUCUCCUCUCACUGCUCCUCACAAGUACUACAUUGGAUUCCGGUACGUGCAUCCCCUGACGGAGGAGGCCAUCGAGGAGAUGGAGAGGGACGGCAUCCAGAGGGCCAUUGCCUUCACCCAGUACCCCCAGUACAGCUGCUCCACCACAGGAAGCAGUUUAAAUGCCAUUUAUCGCUACUAUAAUGAGAAAGGGGAGAAGCCAAAGAUGAAGUGGAGCAUAAUUGACCGGUGGCCCACACAUCCCCUUCUCAUUCAGUGCUUUGCUGAUCACAUCCAGAAGGAGCUGAACCUGUUCCCAGCAGACAAAAGGAGAGAGGUGGUCAUCCUCUUCUCAGCACACUCGCUGCCCAUGUCUGUGGUGAACCGUGGUGAUCCGUACCCUCAGGAAGUGGGAGCCACUGUCCAGAGGGUCAUGGAGAAGCUCAACUACUCCAACCCUUACAGGCUUGUGUGGCAGUCCAAGGUUGGGCCAAUGCCUUGGCUCGGUCCCCAGACAGAUGAGACCAUUAAAGGGCUGUGCCAGCGAGGAAAGAAGAACAUGCUGCUGGUCCCAAUAGCAUUUACCAGUGACCACAUUGAAACCCUGUAUGAACUGGAUAUCGAGUAUGCCCAGGUUUUGGCCAAUGAGUGUGGCGUUGAAAACAUCAGAAGAGCAGAGUCUCUCAAUGGAAACCCACUGUUCUCCAAGGCCCUGGCAGACCUGGUGUGCUCCCACCUGCAGUCCAACGAGGUGUGCUCCCGCCAGCUGACCCUGUGCUGCCCGCUCUGCGUCAACCCCGUGUGCAGGGAGAGCAAGGCGUUCUUCACCAGCCAGAGCUGCGAGCCCUGAGGUGCCACAGCCCUGGGGACCUGCCCCAGGCGAGGACCGGCCCUGCCAGCGCUCACGGGCUGCUGGGCUCUGUGCUGCUAUCUCCCGUAGCAGCACGGAGAACUUCACUUGGGGUUCAUCUUUCUUCUGUUUUCUUUGUUUGAGAGGAGCUGUAGGAAGUAGGGAAAUAAGGGCAUUUAUCCUGUCAGGUGUGAGGAGAUCUCGUGUCACCCGACCCCGAUGGGACUUAGCGUGAGCCCAGCAGUAAGCACUGAAAACUCACACAGCUUUUUUACAAUUAGCUUCUAUAUCUAUGCAGGGAUUGAUUUGUAUGCGGGGUGGUCACGAGUGCAUUAACUUGCCAGGUCAAAGGUGCAGUUAUUUUGGUUUUGUUGCUUAAGGUGCAGUCUGAGCAGCACAGUCUGUUGUCUGUUUUGAGAGGGACUUUGCAGCUGGCUUUGGACACUUUGGAGAUCAGGUGACUUCUAUUGCUUUUUAAUAAUGUUUUUAUAUAUAUAUAUAUAUAUUUAUUUUUUUUAGAACAUAAAGAUAAGGCUUUGUUUUGGUUUGGUUUUCUCCUGCCAGAAACUUCCGGUGAAAGCUUAGCUGGGAUAGUAGAACGCACAAAACUUGUUUACAUUUUCUAGGAAAAACAUUUUCAUUAUCUGCAGGCAAGUAUUAGAAGAGCAUAAAUUGAAAGGAAUUAGCCUGCUUGGGUGAUAUUGGAGAAUUUGCUCCAUUGAACCUUCAUGUUUCAAGGCUAGCAGGAGCAUGUGUGGAAACAUGCUGGCUUAUCUGUUAAGCAGAAUGGCUUUUAAAAUUUCUCUUAUUUUUUAUUAAAAAGGGCUUUUUCUGUUUGGUGAAGUAAAUUUAUGAAGUCAGGCUUGUUCUCCAGGAGGUUUAUAGAUCCACUCUGUGCUUUCUACUGUGGUUUUGUGGGGUACCUAUGGAGUGCCACAGGUAGGAUUGAUCUGGCUUAAUUGCUGUUAUUUAAAUGGAGAUGAUCAGUCAGGGGUAAUUUCCAGUUUCACAUUGCAGAUGCCUGAGAACAGGCAGCCCUCUGCUGGGCUCUUCUGGAAGCUGCCAGCCCACAGCAGGGCCAAGCUGGCAGUGCCCUGGCACUGAGUGUGCCCCUGGUACCCACAGGGUCCCCCCAGAGCUGUGGCCCUGGCACUGAGCCGUGUGUGUGGCAGCCCAGCUGGCACCUCCUUGGGGCACACGUUUACUUGAUGUCCUUAGCACUGAAAUGCCAGGACCUGGGCACUGCAGGCUGGCUCCUGGGAAUUGCUGGUGACUGGGAAGCAGAUGCCAUCCUGCUCAGCCAGGUUGAUCUGCUCAGGUAACCAUGAGGCACGAGCAGUUUGGACCUCUGGUCUUUUGAGAACAGGGUGAUUAAAGAGAGAAGAGGCCUCUGGUGGUAUAUCGGGGGUUUGUCUUGUUUUGUUUUGUUGUUGGAGUUAAAGAAGGGGUACUAAAGGAAUGGAUGGAUGCUGUGUUGAGCACCCAUGGAAUGCUGUGAAUCCCUAAUACCUCUGGAGAGUUGCUUGCUCCAUUGCCAUACCUGCUUGCCAGGGUGAGACAGAUUCCUUCAGUGCCAGAACCUCCUGCAGCAUGCUGUCCUUCACAGAAAGGAGUCUUCCUUGACCCUUCAUGCCUGUGCCUGUUUCAGUGGCAGGGAGACAGAAGCUUCUCUUCUCCUUCCUAUCCCUCCCCUUGGGCUCUGCUCGCUGCCUGGGCAGGAAGAAGGAGCACAAAUGUCCAGGAUAUCUGGGAACACUGGCCUUAUGUCUCUUGUUGGACAAAGAACUUUUCUCUGUUUCAUUUCUCUGUGUGACACUUAGGGAUCAGUCUGUCAAAUCUUCGUACUCACUCCUGUUGCCUCACAGCUGGAGGGAGCAUGGACCUUCAGGUGGUCCAGGCUGUGACCACCACAUUCACAAGUGUGGGAAGCAAAGGUUAACUUCAUGUGAACCUUGUGGUGUAAAUACAGAUGGCUUUUCAUUUUCAUACUGGAGAGAGCCCUGAAAAUACUAGCUGGCACUGACUCUGAGACAUUACAUUUGUCCCCAGUAAUAAAAGGUACUUAAAAUUCACUUUUGAGUGUUCUAACCACAAAUGGGAUAAUUACUCUGUUGCUGUUAUUACACCAUCAUGUAGAAAUCACUUAAUUUUCCAGCUUUUAGCAGAUGGGGCCUGUCUCACAGAGCUGAUGCUGCUGUUUGAUGUCAGAGUAGUUGUCAUCAAGGUUUUUGAGGAGUUCCUCAUCUCUCAAGCCAAUGCCCAGCAGGUUGGGUGAGUGUCUGCCCUGAGGAGAGAUGAAUGCCAUGGUGCAUGUGCCUUGCUGAGCCCUCCUCAGUGCAGUCCCAUGGAGUGUGCAGCUCACUCUGCCCUGCAGGUGUUCCCAGUGCCCCCCUGGCAGGCUGGAAACUUCUAGUGCUACUGACCCUGGGCCUGGUGUCCCUGGAUCUGGGAGGCUCUGGUCCCUGCCCAGCAGUGCAAGGACUGUGCAGUGCACUGUUCUGACCAGUGCACUCCUUUGGGAGGCUCUGGUCCCUGCCCAGCAGUGCAGCUGGGCUGUUCUGAGCAGUGCACUGCUUUGGCAGCACUGCAGCUCCCAGUGCUGCUCAGGCACAAAUCCCUGGCAGAGGGCAGGCAGUGGGAGUGAGCCUGGGGGAUCCCUGCAUCCCAAGGAUUCCUUGGUGAGAGCUGCGUCCUCAGGCUGGGCUGGAGCUGUGGGGGGCUUUGGGGAUGGCAGGGGGUCACUGCCCUCCUGCCCCAGGAGUGAGCUGCCCAGGGGAUCUGCCCACCAGAACUCCCAGCACUGUGGAGCUCUGGCCUCAGGAUAUUGACUGGAAAUGGAGGAGUUAGGAACAUCCCGUGGUGUCCUGAGGGAAGAAAUGGGAAGGAAAGGGGUGAGGUUGUUUUCCUGCUUUCACACUCUGCAGUUUGGCUUAUUUUUUCAUUAUUGAGUGAUAUUUUUCUCUUUUGAGUUUCUUUUUACCCUGUCCCUCGGUCCUGGCUGCAUUUCAGAGAAGGUGGGAGAUUCCCAAGGGUGCUGUGACACCAGAAGGUGUGUGGAUAAUGUCAGAGCUGGCCUCCUGCCAUCCCCUGGAGAGGAGGAGGGCACAGCUGAGUUCAGUGGGGCCAGGGUUUCCCUAGGAGUACCUAAAAGCUUAGUGAAUUCUCCCUUCCCACCAGAGAACUGGGGAUCACCAUGAAGUGUAAGCUGCAAGGCAGAGCAGCUCCUUUGAUUUUGUUAAUGCCAGACGUGUACAGAUACUUGCUUUAAACCCAACAUAUGCAUUUCAGAUUGACUAAGGACUUCCAUUUGAUGUAAGACAGUAAAUUUGGAUAACCCUACUAUGUGUCAUUUGCCGUAAGGAUGGAAUUCCAAUUAAAGCUUUUUUGUAGAAAUAA
Molecule: messenger RNA, 4635 nt
Organism: Cinclus cinclus
Lineage: Eukaryota; Metazoa; Chordata; Aves; Passeriformes; Cinclidae
Gene: FECH
Product: ferrochelatase
Exons: 11
Coding region: 13-1239 (408 amino acids)
Biological process (GO): heme biosynthetic process
Molecular function (GO): protoporphyrin ferrochelatase activity
Source: RefSeq, a predicted model, not a curated record